Anopheles bellator is the source of this 1728-nucleotide messenger RNA. Its product is annotated as leucine-rich repeats and immunoglobulin-like domains protein 1. Gene Ontology annotation, biological process: synapse organization; homophilic cell-cell adhesion. The transcript is spliced from 8 exons. The record is from RefSeq and is a predicted model, not a curated record. Gene Ontology annotation, molecular function: axon guidance receptor activity; protein binding. The coding region runs from base 1 to 1728 and encodes 575 amino acids. Gene Ontology annotation, cellular component: axon; plasma membrane; neuronal cell body. Lineage: Eukaryota; Metazoa; Arthropoda; Insecta; Diptera; Culicidae.
AUGGCAUCCGACACGUACAGGAAGACGGGACGCUUUUGUAGUAGUGCCCCAAGCUGCGAACGGGACGAUGUCGCAUCCGGCGCCACACCAACCGGACACUUUCCGGACAGUAAUUACUUGGAGGAGGACAAAUACUCACCUGGGUUCCUGACGCUCGGCCAGAAGUACAGCAUAGCCAUCGGGUCGACCGUGGUGUUGCCAUGCAAAAUAAAUGAGACAGAGAACUCCAGCCACUAUGUGCUGGCCUGGAAGCGUGACAUCGCCGUCUUGACGGCCGGCAACGUGAAGGUGACGGUCAACCCGAGAAUGCGUCUGAUGCCGGUCCAGGGACACGCCGACCAGCACGGUGCGCUGUCGACCGGCUACAACCUGGAGAUACGGGACGUGCGCACAACGGACGCCGGCGACUACAUCUGUCAGAUCGGUUCGAUGGAACCGAAGGAGAUCGUGCACACGCUCGAGAUACUGGUGCCGCCGAAAAUUGACUACAUCUCGCCCGCCAACAAACUGGACAUCCACAAGGGUGCCCCGAUCCGGAUGGAGUGCCGGGCGUCCGGCAACCCCGCGCCCAAAAUCAUCUGGUCCAGGAAGAAUAAUGUGAUGCCGAAUGGAGAAGCCAACAAGACUGGGAAUGUGCUGGAGAUAAUGCACGCUAAUCGCCACACCAGUGGCCAUUACAAGUGCACCGCAGACAACCGUGUCGGUCAGCCCGAUGCGAGAGAGGUGCUGAUCAAUGUGCUGUAUCCUCCGGAGAUUGAGGUGGAGCAACCGGUCGUACACAGCGGGGUCGGGCACGAGGCCCAGCUCGUGUGCAUCGUGCACGGCGAGCCUACGCCCAACGUAAUCUGGUACCAGGACACCACCCAGAUCGGCAUCACGGAGCAGUUCUCCCAACAGAACCGUGGCAACAAGCACAGUCUCAUUAUCAGGAAUGUGACAUACUCGGAUCUCGGUAACUACACCUGCCAGGCAUCGAACGCGCUCGGCAAGGACCGUGGCUCCCUCGUCCUGAGUGGGUCGCCUACACUCUGCUACUUUGAUUCGCCAACGCUCAGCAGCUACCGGGACCAGUACAACAUCUCCUGGACGGUGCAGAGCUACUCGCCGAUCCGCGAGUAUCGGCUCUUCUUUCGGCUGGCGGCAAAGAGCAUGCACCUGCUGCACCACGAGAAACCACUGGACAGCAACCACAUCUACGGCGACCGGGGAGCUAGCCACCUCUACAACGCGCCCUACGCCGGUGUCGGCGGGCCCCACCACGGGUCGGCGGGUGGUGGCGGUGGCGGGGAGCAGUGGGAGAACGUGGUCAUCCCGGAGAUGAACGACUACGGGGCGCACAACCUCAACUUCUACAACAUGGUCCCCCCGUACGCGCCGUACCAGCCGACCGUGCGGCACCGGAUGAGCUUCCAGCUGAGGAACCUGAAACCGGCCAGCAACUACGAGGCGCGCGUCCAGGCCCGGAACGACCACGGCUGGAACAAGCUGUCGAGCAUAUUCCAUUUCUCCACCCGCUCGGAAGAUAUGGAGCUGGAGCCGUCAGCCCAGCCGGCGGUCCACGGGGCCGGUCUGCUGGAUAAGAGCAUGCUGAGCAGCAGCGGCGGGGCGGCCAGCCACUUCCAUAAAUCAUGGACACUUUCCAUUUUCACCGUUUUAAUUACUGCGCGCCUGCUCCUGCCGUCGUCGUCGCUGCCGUCGCUUUCCGCCAUCGUAUCGGUGGUGGCAUGA